GUUAGUCGACUCAGUUCCACCUGUUCCAACCUGACAAUUUAUAUUGAAAUUAGGAAUCAGUCAUCAUGGUGGUUUGCAAGCCAAAAGUAACCAUGGGGAAGUGCAAAUAUAAUAAGGCCUGGUUGGAGAAAAGAUCCUUCUGGACCUGGUUGACAUGAGUUUUCCUAAAUUCUAGGUGUCAUGAAUUUUUUCCAGUAUGGGCACUAACUUCUGUCUGAAACAGUCUUAAACUGAACUUGUAGAAACCUGUAGGAACCCUGCUUUUGGUUUUGCUGUGAAGAUAGAAACGCUUUCUGAGUUCUGUUUGUUUACCUUCUGAAAUCACAUUUGUCCUGAAACACUUGUGUAUGUGUGUGUGUGUUGAAGAACAACAUGACCUUUGACCCCGCUGGAGUCUGCUUUGCUUCCCAGAGGCCUGGAGCGUCUGGAAGAUGAGGGCCGGUGACAUGUCCUUUAUUUACUAGAAGACAAGUAGACCUGUUCUGCAGGUUUUUGUUGCUCCAUAACCCCGGUCUUUAGAAUACUCCCUGAACUCAUCAGGAGGAGCAGCAGUUGGUCCUGAAGGAGCGAACCUUUACAGACUCAAACCCACCAUGGCGCUGCGGCCUCGUGCUUCAUCUCAACCUGGAAAAGUGUCGUUUUUCCAGAGUCCUAAGCUGGCCUCAGCCCUUCGUCCACGGGCUAUUUCCUCCCAUUCCGGCUCCGUUCUGGAAGAAGAACUGUCCUGCCCCAUCUGCUGUGAGAUCUUCAAGGACCCAGUGGUGCUCAAGUGCAGCCACAGCUUCUGCAGAGUGUGUCUUCAACAGUUCUGGAACAAGAAGAAGGCCCGGCGUGAGUGUCCCGUCUGCAGGAGGAAGUGUUCCCUAACGGAGCCCACGGUCAGCCUGGCCCUGAAGAACGUGGCCGACACUUUCCUGAGAGAACAGGACCGCAAGAACGCCGUAGCGGGGAAGGGAGGGAAAGAGGACAAGGAGGUGGAGGUGGAGGAGGAGAGGUGCAGCGCUCAUGGGGAAGUUCUGAAGCUCUUCUGUAUGGAUGACGCUGAAGUCCUCUGCUGUGUGUGUCACACCUCCAAGAAACACUUCGGACAUCGAGUGUGUCCUCUAGAGGAAGGAGCGCAGGACCUCAAGGAAGAGCUGAAGAAAGAACUGAUUCCUCUCAAGAAAAACCUGCGGCGCCUGUAUGAAGCCAAACAGGAGUGUGAUGACACAACUGUGCACAUCAAGAACCAGACUCAGGCCACCGAGAAGCAGAUCCGAGAGGAGUUCGAGGAGCUGCGGGAGUUUCUGCAGAAGGAGGAGUCGGCUCGACUGUCGGCCCUGCAGCAGGAGGACGAGGACAAGAAGGAGCUGGUGAAGAGGAAGUCGGACAGCAUCACCAGAGACAUCCUCACCUUCUCUCACGCCGUCAUCGCCAUUGAGAACGAGAUAGCCUCCAGCGACGCCCUCUUCCUUCAGAAUUACGCCAACGUGAAGAAAAGGGCACAGAUCCCACAGAAGAAUCCGGAAAAAGUGUCAGGGCCUCUGAUUAAUGUGGCCAAACAUGUCAGCUCCCUCAAGUACCAUGUGUGGGAGAAGAUGGUGGAGCUGGUUCAGUACACGCCCAUCACCUUCGACCCCAACACCGCCUACCCCUGGUUGACCAUCUCCAAAGACCUGACCACCGUGGCCAACAGCGGGUCCCUGAAGCAGCUCCCGGAUAACCCCGAACGCUUCGGCCACUUCGUGUUCGUGCUGGGCUCGGAAGGCUUCACCUCGGGCCGCCACGCCUGGGAGGUGGAGGUGGGCGACAAGGUGGACUGGAUGCUGGGGGUGGUCAAGGAGUCCAUCGACAGGAAAGGCCGGAUCUCGGGCUGCCCCGACGGCGGCUUCUGGAUGAUCUCGCACUACGAGGGCGAGUACUCGGCCAUGACCAGGCCCAGCACCCCUCUGCAGCUAGUCGGGGAGCUGACCCGGGUCAGGGUGCAGCUUGACUACGACUCCGGAGAGGUGACGUUCUCCAACCCCGUCAGCAUGACGCCCAUCUACACCUUCCACGACUUCUUCACCGAGAAGAUGUAUCCGUUCUUCUGCCCCGGGGCGAACAUCAACGGGAACAACCCCAGUCCGCUUAAAGUGUGUCCUGUCAAAGUGGCGGUGUGGAACAGCGCCACGUGGUGAUGUCACAACAGGAAACUAGACCUGGACUAAGGCUUAGAUCCAUUUAAAUGACCAGAUGUGUUUAACCAGAUCAUGAUAAGAUCAUUAAAGCAAUUAUUGUUUGAUUUCA
Molecule: messenger RNA, 2268 nt
Organism: Sphaeramia orbicularis (orbiculate cardinalfish)
Lineage: Eukaryota; Metazoa; Chordata; Actinopteri; Kurtiformes; Apogonidae
Product: E3 ubiquitin-protein ligase TRIM39-like
Exons: 6
Coding region: 594-2159 (521 amino acids)
Biological process (GO): protein ubiquitination
Molecular function (GO): protein binding; ubiquitin-protein transferase activity; zinc ion binding
Source: RefSeq, a predicted model, not a curated record